AUGUCGACGAAAAAAAUUAAACAUGCCGCAAAAUCUUUAAAAACUUCUCAAGGUAUUCCUUUUGAUCAAUAUUUAGAUAAUGGUGAAAUAGCUGAAGAAUUAAAUAAAUGGUUAAUAGAAGUAUCAUGGGAAGUAGCAAAUAAAGUUGGAGGAAUUUAUACUGUUAUACGUUCCAAAGUACCUAUAACAAAAAAAGAAUAUGGAAAUAAUUAUAUUUGUUUGGGUCCAUAUAAUGAUUCAUAUGUUAAAACUGAAGUCGAAGUUAGUGAAUCAAAAAAUGAUGCUAUUAGAGAAACUGUUAAUGAAAUGAAACAGCAUGGUAUUCAUGUUGUAACUGGAAAUUGGUUGAUUGAAGGCUUUCCACAAGUUGUUCUUUUUGAUAUUGGCUCAGCAGCGCAUCGAUUAGAUGGAUGGAAAGGAGAUUUUUUUGAACAUUCACGAAUUGGUAUACCAUAUUAUGACAGAGAAUCAAAUGAUGCAUUAUUAUUUGGCUUUUGUGUUUUUUGGUUUCUUGGUAUUUUUAUUGAUAAAGUAAAACAAAGACAAAAAAGUUAUGUUAUCGCUCAUUUUCAUGAAUGGUUAACUGGUAUUGGUCUUAUAAUGACACGUCUUCGUGGUUAUGAUUGUGCUUUAAUAUUUACAACACAUGCAACACUGCUUGGAAGAUAUUUAUGUGCUGGUUCAACAGAUUUUUACAAUCAUUUACCAUAUUUUAAUCUUGAUAAAGAAGCUGGCGAUCGUCAAAUCUAUCAUCGUUAUUGUAUCGAACGUGCUGGUGCAUGGUGUGCACAUACAUUUACAACAGUUUCAAAAAUAACUGGUAUUGAAUCACAAUAUCUUUUGGGAAAAACUCCAGAUAUGUUAACACCUAAUGGACUUAAUGUUCAAAGUUUUGCUGCAUUACAUGAAUUUCAAAAUUUACAUGCACAAAAUAAAGAAAAACUGAAUGCAUUUGUACGUGGACAUUUUUAUGGACAUUAUGAUUUUGAUUUGGAUAAAACAUUAUAUUUUUUCAUUGCUGGUCGCUAUGAAUUUUCUAAUAAAGGUGCUGAUAUGUUUAUUGAAUCAUUAGCUAGAUUGAAUCAUAUGCUCAAAGCAUCUGGUUCUGAUAUAACUAUUGUAGCAUUUCUUAUUUUUCCAACAUCAACAAAUAAUUUUAAUAUUGAAUCAUUACGUGGUCAAUCUGUUGCAAAAAUGCUUCGAGAUACAGUACAGAAUAUACAAAGUGAUAUUGGAAAACGACUUUAUGAAAUUUGUUUAAAGGGUCAUCUUCCAUCUGCUGAACAUAUUUUAGAACCAACCAAUAUAAUUGAAUUGAAAAAAUGCAUAUAUGCUUCACAACGUUCAACAUUACCACCAAUCUGUACACAUAAUGUAAAUGAUGAUAAUCGUGAUCCAAUAUUAAAUGCCUUACGUCGUUGUCAUUUAUUUAAUGAUCGUUAUGAUCGUGUUAAAGUUAUAUUUCAUCCUGAAUUUUUACGUUCAACAAGUCCAUUAUUACCACUUGAUUAUGAAGAAUUUGUACGUGGUUGUCAUUUGGGUGUAUUUCCAUCUUAUUAUGAACCAUGGGGUUAUACACCAGCUGAAUGUACUGUUAUGGGUGUACCAAAUAUUUCAACAAAUUUAAGUGGUUUUGGAUGUUUUCUUGAAGAACAUGUUCAAGAACCUCAAACAUAUGGUAUUUAUGUUGUCGAUAGAAGAUAUAAAAGUGCUGAAGAAUCAGUUCAACAACUUGCACAAUAUAUGUAUGAUUUCUCACAUUUAACAAGACGACAACGUAUUAUGUUACGUAAUCGUACUGAACGAUUGAGUGAAUUACUUGAUUGGCAUACAUUAGGAAUUUAUUACCAUCGUGCUCGUAAAAUGGCAUUAGAAAAAAUUCAUCCUGAAUAUGAAGAAGAAUUACUUAAUAUUACAAAUGGGUCAGUAUCAGGUGCAUCAACACCAGUUGUAUCUCGUUCAUCAACACCUGCACCACCUGAUAAUGAUGAUAGUGAUGAUGACGAUGAUCAUCAAACACCACAAACUUUCUCCGAACAAGAUAAAUUGCCGACAUCUUCAACAAAUACUGAACAAUUUAAUAAACCAUCAUUUCCACGUCCAGCAUCAGCGACUCAUCUUCCUUUGGAUAAACAAUUUCGACAAGCUGCUGUUGCCGCUGCUAAUGCUGCUGAUGCUGCUGCAGCUGAAGAACCACAUUUACUUUCUGCUAAUCAAGAUGAAAUAAAUCAAACAAUACCAACAGCAGAUAAUCAAACAAAUGUUACACCAACAAUCCAAACAAAAAAAAUUAGUGAUAAAGUUGAUUUUGGUUUACCUGAUUAUGGUGCAUUUAGUGAUCCACAUGAUGGACAACGACAAGAAUUAUAUAUGAUGGAUAGAAAAGCAUCGAUAUCAACACAACAAGAUUUUUCAACACCUGAUGUAUUACAUCAAUCGGGUAGUUCAGGAAAUAUAUCUUCAUUUGAACCAACAAGUGGACAAACGACAACAUUUCUUUCGAAAACUGGUGAUCAUCAACCCAAUAAAUUACCUGAAAACGAACAGUGUUAA
Adineta steineri is the source of this 2553-nucleotide messenger RNA. The record is from the annotation of a GenBank genome assembly. NCBI's taxonomy places the organism in Eukaryota, Metazoa, Rotifera, Eurotatoria, Adinetida, Adinetidae.